GCUGGGGAGCAUCAGACGGCGGAGAGGCACUAUGGCGGGAACGAAUCUCGGGGCCCGCUUCUACCGGCAGAUCAAGAGACAUCCCGCACUCAUCCCGAUGAUCGGCUUCAUUGGCCUGGGAAUGGGCAGUGCGGCGCUGUACUUGCUGAGACUCGCCCUGCGCAGCCCCGACGUCUGCUGGGACAGAAAGAACAACCCAGAGCCCUGGAACCGCCUGAGCCCCAAUGACCAAUACAAGUUUCUUGCAGUUUCCACCGACUAUAAGAAGCUGAAGAAGGACCGGCCGGACUUCUGAGCUGGCGGGGGUGCCAGCCUUGCAGGGUGUGGCUCAGGCUACGUGUUGAGCGUGGCCAACGUGAGCCAAGAGCAAGCGCAGGCCUCUCGGUGCCAAGUGACGUGGCAGGCCCCGCGUUAGGCCAGGCUCUGGCGCCGCGCAGGGGCGGUGCUGCUCUGGCUCGACUGGGCUCGUCGCUGGCCGCCCUGCUUGCCAUCGCCGCCGCCGGGCCUGCCCUGGAUGAGGCACCAGAAGCGCAGCAAGCGCCUCCCCGUGCCCAAGCCCACUGCUUCCCGGGCCAACAGGCAUCCCCUCCCACGGCCUUG
This is a messenger RNA of Odobenus rosmarus divergens (Pacific walrus), 600 nucleotides long. It is a transcript of the gene COXFA4L2, whose product is annotated as NADH dehydrogenase (ubiquinone) 1 alpha subcomplex, 4-like 2. The record is from RefSeq and is a predicted model, not a curated record. NCBI's taxonomy places the organism in Eukaryota, Metazoa, Chordata, Mammalia, Carnivora, Odobenidae. Bases 32 to 295 code for a protein of 87 amino acids. The transcript has 5 exons.